AUUAAGUUGUAAAGAAGCUGUAUACCGGAAGAAAAAAAAACGAAAACCAGAUUAUUAACCUUAUAUAUACUAUCUACUCCUAAGUAAAGUCAUAUAUGUAUCAUCACUUGCAUGAGAACACACGUUUGCAUUGGACACAUUAAUGGCGGAAUCUUCACUGCUCAUGUUAGCAGCCAGGGACAUUCUCGCGACUCCAAGACUCGAAGGCUUAGCGUACGUCGUCGAACACCUCUUCAACCGUCAAGAAACCAACGCGCAUCAAAACGCGCAAGCUCUGCACAAGUUCUGCGUCGCCAACUUCCCCAACUGCUUAACCCUAAAGCUCCUCAAGGUGUACCUACACUCUUCCGACGACCUCUUCAGGUUCCGAUCCAUCUGUCUCCUCUCCGAAGCUCUCACCGGUCUGAGAAACCGCGGCUUCGAUCUCUCUCUCGUCGCGCUCCGUGUUAUAAAGCCUCUUCUUGUUUCUUGCCUGACGAUGCCUGAAGCCAAGAAACCUGAUACAAAGAUCCUAAGAAGAAUCGUUUCUUGCGUGGCAAGCAAUGUCGUGAAGCUUGAUCGUCACGGAUGGGACGAGCUUGGAGAUUGUAUGGUUACGCUCGUGAACACUGAUCCCGUUAGAGCUUUCAACGUCUUCCUAGACUUGCCUUUACUCGAUGAUAUUGGAUUCAUCAACCGGUUCUUGAAACACUUUGUCGAAGAGAUCGAUGACGUGUUGCUUGAUCAGCAAGAAACAGACGAAGAGCGCUGGACUCUGGCUCUUGAAACUGCCGUUAAGCUUGGGAUUCAGAUUUCGAAUUCAGAAAUAGGUUUCGACUUGGCGAGGAAGAUUCUUGGCACUGUUCUCAAGUCAGCUAAUCAGCUCGUGAGGAAAGGUAAGGAAGAGUUUCUGCGACGAGGGCUUGCACAUCUCGCCAAGUUCCUUGCGCAAGACUCCAACACGUGUAGAUACAGUAGGAACCAAUGCGGUUUUUUGUCAGAGCUUGCGUUCAAGAUCUCAGGUGUCGGAGGAACACACACCAAAGAGUCUGCGAGGAAGAUCUAUCAAAUUGUCUCUGAUGACCAAGCCUUCAAACUCGACCAGUCUCAAGGGUUUGACCUAGACUUGUACAACAAGUUAAAGACCGUAUCUGCAGUGGAGAUCUUGCGCAUGGUGGCGUCAACUAAGAUGGAUGACAAGUCUAGGGAGAUAGCGGUGGGAAGGCUCCACCAUAUGCUUUGUGACCACACGUCAAAGAGAGUGGAGAUCGAUGUUGUGGAGAUGGGACAUCUCAAGAAACUGCUUAUCUCUUGCCUCACUGAAGUAGGAGUUCCGGAGAACACGUUCAAGAUUCUAGGCAAGGUGGUGUAUCACGUUGCACUCGAGUUGUACUACUACCAAGAGGACAAAUGGUUCGAGGUAUGGGACUAUAUCGCAUCGGAAUGCAGCACGCAGUUCGAGAGAGCUGUUUAUAUCUUCCAGUGUUUGACGACGAUGGUGCUUGAUGAUAACGAGAACGUGGUUCACGCGGUUAAUACUCUUCUCCCGGAGAUAAUGAGAAGGUUGAAUUCACCGUUGUUGGUGGAUAACGGUUGCUGGGUGCUGGCGUUUGUGGGUGGGUUCUGUGCUGCUGUUCACUUGUUAGAGGUCUACGCUGGAUCAGCUGAGGAGAUUGUUGAUAAGAUGGUUGAUUCGGCGAGAGAGCUUGUGGGGAGAGGAAUGGAAGUUGGGGUUGUGAGGAGAGCUUUCAGAGAUGUUGAAAGAAUUGUGAAGAAACAGGUGGAGUGGUAUGGUGGUAAUGAUUACAGUUUCCUCAAGGCUUUGCUUUGGAAGCUAUGUGAGAUCAAAGGCCUGAGAAUGGAGAGUAGGAUGGUGUUGUGGAGGAUCAACGUGUUUCUAGAGAGGGGAACGCCCGACGUGGAGAAAGAGCUUCCAGUGAGUCGUCUCUCACAGCAACAAGUAGGCAAGUAGGUUUAUUUUGUACUGUUGUAGUAGACUUUUGUAGUUGCAAUUGCUCUCUCAAGGUUGUAACUAGUUUUUGUUCAACGAUUCAAGCAUAGUUGAUAAUAAACUACAGCUUCCUUUUACUUGCUUGAUGAUGGGGUUUUAGACAAUGAUGAAGGUUUGAAUCCUCCACUCGAUAAGUUUGACGCUGACCCUGCGGCAUAUCUUCCUUCUCGUUGCCUCUCUAGCUCCAAUCCCCAAACCUAGCU
Molecule: messenger RNA, 2193 nt
Organism: Raphanus sativus (radish)
Lineage: Eukaryota; Viridiplantae; Streptophyta; Magnoliopsida; Brassicales; Brassicaceae
Exons: 1
Coding region: 143-1951 (602 amino acids)
Source: RefSeq, a predicted model, not a curated record